AUGAUUAUAUGUGCGAUCGGAUCGAUCGCUGGCGUUUUUUCGUCUGACGUUCCUGUAGAUCGCUGCGUGUGGUACGGUGAAUGUAACGCAGAAAGCGAUACCCUGAAACAGAAUUGUCCGUACGAUGGUCAUGCGAAGAGUCUUGACGACGAAGAUAAGAAUGUUCUACAGGAUAUUUGUCCAGAUUUUGUCAGUCGAUCAGAUGGCUUCUGCUGCGAUCGAAACCAGGUUCGCACUUUGCGUAGCAGUACACGACUGGCCGCAUCGCUUUUCGGACGUUGCCCCGCGUGCUCUCGAAAUUUCGCCUUGGUCUGGUGCGAACUUGCAUGCAGCCCUGUUCAGUCGUCUUUCCUUAAUAUCACUGGGUUCGGAUACAGCGCCGAAACAAACAAAACGUACGUGACGAACAUUCACUUCUACGUGAGCAGGACCUUUGCCGAGGGAAUAUUCAACUCGUGCAAAGAAGUUCAGUUUCCAGGAAUUAGUGGGAAGGCCAUCGACUUAACUUGCGGAACCAGCGCUGGAAAAUGCGAGCUCUCCCAAUGGCUCUCGUUUAUGGGCAGUCGCUCUAAAAACGCCUUCGCUCCUUUUGACAUCGAUUUUCAUGUGAUACCGACGAACUCUGACGUUUCACCGUUUAUGCCCCUGAAUCGCUCUGUUGUUCCAUGCAAUCGCGGAGUAGGUGAAAACUCUUUGCCUUGCAGCUGCUCCGAUUGUGAAGAGUCUUGCACCUCCAUGGUCGAAUAUCCGACGCACAAGGAAGUUAGAGGUAUUGUUGGAAGAUGGAAUUGUUUUCCGUUUGCGUCCGUUGUGCUGCUCCUCAUGGCCUGCAGCGUUUUUGUAGCCGUCGGGGUUCGGUACUUAAUUGUGCGGAAUAGUGCUGAACUGGCUGUAUGUGAAUCUGCGGUAGUGAAAUUCGAGGAACGCGUUUCGUUACUUGCUCAAUGUCGUUUGUGGAUCCGAAGAUCAGUCGAGACAACGUCUUACCGAUGGGGUGCAUUUUGCUCCCGCCACGCCAUCGUCGUUGCAACUUGCAGCUUCUUUGUAGCUGUUGUGUGCUCUUGCGGAAUAGUGUUCGUAAGAAUUUCUGCCGAUCCAGUGGAGAUAUGGUCGAAUCCUAGCAGCCAGACCAGAAAAGAGAAAGACGACUUUGAAGCUCGUUUCGGGCCGUUCUACAGAACUGAACAGCUCAUAAUCGUUCCUAAUGAUCAAACUACUUUUAACCUUUCGGAUGUGGCAGGAUUAGAAGAUGUUGUCUUUGGACCAGUUUUUCGCCGAGAGUUUUUGCUCGAAGUGCUGCAGUUGCAAAAUGAAAUCGAAAAUCUGACCGUUGACGCCGAUACUGGCCGUUGCGUUUUUUUAUCCGACAUUUGUUUCAAGCCGACCUACCCUGACAACCGAAACUGUACGAUUUUAAGCGCUCUCGGCUACUUUCAAGGCAGUGCGUUGCUGUUAGAAGACACAGAUGAAUUUCUUUGGCUAAGGCAUAUCAAAGCUUGUAUUGCGUCUCCCGCGCUUGCUAGCGACAUUGAAACGAAUGGACUGUCAUGUCUCGCGCCUUUUGGUGGGCUGCUCAUGCCCUACGUUGUAUUUGGGGGAUACAAAGAUGAAGAGUAUUUGUUGGCGAGUGCCUUGGUCAUUACUAUCAUCGUCAAUAACCAUAUCAAUCCACUUCUGAAUGGCGACGCAAAAUUGUGGGAAUGCAGACUUGUUCAGAUGCUUUCCAUGUUCCGCAGCGCCAACCUAACGGUUGCGUUUAACACUGAAAGCUCGAUCGAAACUGAAAUUGAUAGCCAGAGCCACUCAAGUUUGCCAACCGUGCUGCUCAGCUACUCAGUGAUGUUUGUCUAUGUCGCAGUCUUUCUUGGAAGUUACAGCACGCAACCACGCGGCAGUAUUUGCUGCAGUCUAUUUCAUCUUCUUGUACGCUCAAAAAUUCUUUUGGGACUUGCCGGUGUUAUCAUAAUCUUCAUAAGCAUCACCAGCUCCGUUGGUAUCUUCGCACUGUUCGGCCUCCCGGCUACACUCAUAGCCAUCGAAGUCAUGCCUUUUCUCGUUCUCGCCGUUGGAGUCGAUAACGUAUUUAUGCUUGUGCGAACUUAUCAGGCUGGCCGGCUUGAAAUUUUUUGUUGUGUGAAAGUGGAAUUGAACGAAGGUGCACCAACGGCAGAUUGGCUCUCCCGCUUUUUCCGCGGUUAUUACAUUCCGAAGCUGUUCAUGACGCCCGUUCGCAUAUCAGUGCUUGUUGUAUUUUUGCUCUGGACUUGCUGUUCCAUAUCGGUUAUUGGGAAGCUGAGCAUAGGCUUAGACCAAACAUUGUCCAUGUCAAAGGAUGCUGCGGCUUAUCAGUAUUUUACUGCGUUGCGAAAGUUCCUGACCGUAGGACCGCCGGUUUACUUCGUUUUACGAGGCGAUAUUGACUACAGUGAUGUCAACGUUCAAAACUCGCUGUGCGGUAGCGUAGGCUGUUACGCUGAUUCUUUGUCCGCCCAACUUUAUCAAGCGUCAUUGUACGCAAACAGGUCAUACGUGGCUGCAGCUGCGUUCAACUGGAUUGACGAUUAUUUUGAUUGGAUGCGAUCAUUUCAAGGAUCUUCGUGUUGUAAAACGUAUUCGAAUGGUACUUUCUGUCCAUCUCACUUAACCAGUGAUGACUGCCAGAGUUGCGAAACUAACUUCACUACGGGCCGAAUGAAACCGAACAUAUUCAACAUGUAUCUGCGUAACUUUUUGCUCGACAAUCCGAACAGUUAUUGUACCAAAGGAGGCCACGCGGCCUAUGCUAGCGCGCUAUACUUUGAGAAAGAACGCCUGUCGAGCAGCUACUUCAUGACUUAUCAUACGGUGCUGCGUGAUUCGUCUGAUUAUUUAAAUGCACUUGUGAACGCCAGAGCCAUCGCUGAUAACAUCACUCGCUCUGUUCAAAGUCAUACCGGUUCGCGGGCGUCUGUUUACCCUUACAGUAUCUUCUACGUUUUCUAUGAGCAAUACAUUACGGUUGUUUACGAGUUGCUAAAGCAGGUAUCUUUGUCGAUGGCCGCGAUUUUCGUUGUUGCGACGUUGCUGCUCGAACUCCACGUCUGGAUGUCAUCUGUGAUUAUAAUGACGCUUUCCAUGAUUACCCUGAACCUGAUGGGUCUGAUGUACUGGUGGAAUAUCUCACUGAACGCUAUAUCUGUGGUCAACCUCGUCAUGGCUGUCGGUAUUUCGGUCGAAUUCUGCGCUCACAUUGUUAAGGCAUUCCUCAUUAACGAUGCCGCCGACCAAAUUGAGCGUUCAAAAAGUGCCCUAGAAUCAGUCGGAAGUUCGAUCUUCAGCGGCAUUGUCCUAACGAAAUUCUGUGGCAUAUCCGUAUUGGCUUUCAGUAAUUCCGAGCUGUUCCAGACAUUUUACUUUCGCAUGUACCUGGGCAUCGUUCUUUGUGGAAUGGUGCAUGGUCUUGUGUUUCUUCCAGUGUUUCUUAGUUUUUUCGGUAAUAUGCUUUGCGAUAUUAUUCGUUAA
Molecule: messenger RNA, 3501 nt
Organism: Soboliphyme baturini
Lineage: Eukaryota; Metazoa; Nematoda; Enoplea; Dioctophymatida; Soboliphymatidae
Source: the annotation of a GenBank genome assembly